AUGGCCGACCGCUGCCCCCUCGAUCGCGACCCCAUCAAGAGCGACAUCUCGCCUCUUGUAGACAGCCGCCAAACAGAAUGCCAAUCAGGAAGCCCGCCCGAUCACUUCACGACUCGCCUACCAUACAGGCUCACGCCGGUCGCAUCGAGUGUAUUGGAUUCCCCUCCUGCUGCAGGCCCUCGCGAAAGUCCCGACGCGAAAAUAUUCCAAGAGCCCGCCUCUCCCUUGGUGCCUCCAGUGCGACCAAGCAGCACGCCGUAUCCGUUUGCCGACACCAAAGAAACGACAUGCUCCAAUACUCUCGACUUUACAAUUGCUAUCGCUUCAAACAGAGUCCCCACGUCUCCAGCCGCCGAUGACACUCGUGACGAGAGACGACCCGUGAGCUAUUUCGCCAUUGCCCCAAUCGAAGUCCACGAAGCUAUUCUCGACCACCUCUUUGGAGUAUGCGCGCCCGUCUCCCGAAGGUCUGGGCUGUGGUCACCCAACGCAGCCAGAGGCCUGGGCACGGCGAUUCGCUCCUCAAGGAGACGAGAGAUGACCGAGUUGGCCCUCGUCGACCCCACAUGGAGAAUAUUGGUACAGCAGAGGCUGUACCGCCACAUCAAGUUGAAAGGCACCAUCAGCUCCAUCAACCAGGCUGUCAUGCAUUUUGCUGGUCGUGAACACCUUGCCGACUAUGUCAAGCAUAUCGAGAUAUGGUUCCCAGUGUUUCAGCCACGUCAUGGGCCUCUGGCACUCUCCAAUACAUCCAUGUUGCCCAGUCUGAGAAGUGAUCUGUCGACUGCGACUUACACUUUACCAGGAGACAACUGCACUCUGGAAGAUGUCUUCCUGUUUGUUUCUAGCGUCUUGCCGCAGGUCAAAAUUCUGACGCUCGAAGGUGGUGAACGUCGAAAAGCGCCCAAGGUUAUGCACUACCAUAGUAACCGCUACGGCCUCGACGGUGGGCCAACUUUACCAGUUGUCCACUCCAUAACCACCCUGGUCACCAAAGGCCAGUGGAACCUGAUGCGAGGCCACUGUGAUUUUGUCUCCAUUCUUGGCGCUCUUCCAAAUAUAGAGGAGUGGCAGGGUGCGUACAGCAAGCCCAAAUCAAAGAGCUACAUUACUGUAUCUCAAUUUAUGCCGUACAUGCCGGCAAAUAUCAAGCAUCUCAGCCUGUGUCUUGAGAAUGACUACAGGCGAGAGGCUCUUGUGCCUGCUUUUUAUGCCAAGGCAGCCCAGCAAACGCACAUCUGUACAGUUCUUGCGAAGAUCAUGCCAAGGCUUGAGCAGUUUUCCUACACGGGCCGUGUAUGUCAUAACUUUUUCGAAGUUGCUAAUCAAAGUGCCAUGGCGCCAUCAAGUCGGCUCCGAUCAAUCGACGUGACGCUCAAGAAUUGCUGUCGACAUUCCGACCUCUUCCACGACUCUGGCUCCGGCAUCCAAGACAUGGGGUUCAUCGAGGCAUUCGAAAAGUUGGUCAUUUCUGGCAUUAGAUCUCUAGCCCACUACCAGCGGGUUGAGUAUUUGAGAAUUCGAUUCGUUGAUCUGGACUCGAUUCUACCCGCAUUGAACCCUUUCUUUUUAUAUCAACGCGGCGAAUGCAGCGGAGUCUGGAGUAAUAAAAUCAUUCACGAAAUGGCGAGAGCUCGGCCAGGCACCAGGUUUCUCGACUUGAGCGACACAUUUGGCAACAUAUCAUACACCAAAGAAGGGCGUAUUGUCAUUUCACCGGAGUACCCUCGCACGCGCAUCACCUCCCUGAAGAUUGCCAACUAUCAAAUCUUUUCGAACCGCACAGUGAUUGUUUGA
Molecule: messenger RNA, 1797 nt
Organism: Akanthomyces muscarius
Lineage: Eukaryota; Fungi; Ascomycota; Sordariomycetes; Hypocreales; Cordycipitaceae
Exons: 2
Coding region: 1-1797 (598 amino acids)
Source: RefSeq, a predicted model, not a curated record